Molecule: messenger RNA, 2715 nt
Organism: Pseudogymnoascus destructans
Lineage: Eukaryota; Fungi; Ascomycota; Leotiomycetes; Thelebolales; Thelebolaceae
Exons: 4
Coding region: 46-1761 (571 amino acids)
Biological process (GO): SNARE complex assembly
Cellular component (GO): endosome; lytic vacuole
Molecular function (GO): SNARE binding
Source: RefSeq, a predicted model, not a curated record
UCGUCAACAAGGCCAAGUUGGCAACAUGUCUGCGGCAUUAUAGGAAUGACGACAGAAGGCUCGCGGCCUUUAUUGGCGCCUCAAACUCGUCGGCUACGGCAUCUGCAAGGUGUAUACCUGCGCAACCUCACCUUCGCCCGACCGCGCGGCCAUACAAUUGACGAUGCGACUCUGAAUAAGACUCCAGAGAAGCUUGAAUCUCUGAGGAGAUCUCUCCAUGAACCCUCGUUGCAACACUCGGCGUCUUCAGAUGAUUUGAAUGCCAACAUCCGGCCAAGUGGGAGGCGGAGGAGAAGCACAAUAUGGGCUGGGCAAAGCCCUGACUACAGGCAAAGGAAGCUGGAAGACGUCAUUGACAAUGGGAUGGUCGAUGCCUUCUUUUCGUUGCAUUGUGCAGGAGAAGAUGAGCCAAUAUACAUAUCUGAGGUUACUGAAAAGGCUAUGAACCCAAAUUUUCGAUUCUUUGAUCUCACUAAUUAUGGGCCUUCUAUAACACGGUUAUCGAGAUUUACAAUUAAAUUCUGGGUGAAGCGGAAAGAGUACUCGUUGUUCCUCGAACAGGAAAUUGAACUUGGCUCCCUGCAUUUCCUCGGAUCAUUGAAUAAUCGCCAACUUCCACCUAACUGUGUUAUUAUUCACCUCAUCGAUGGUAUCUAUGCUUUAGACCUACCAUCGGUUACCCUUCCACCAAAACACCUCCCGCCUGUUUCCACAUCUUCAUACAGCGCUUUGAUGCGGCUAUCCAGUCUGGAUGACUCUAUACAAGAUGCUUUGGCUACACGCGAGCGACUUGCGGCUCAAAUAAACACUAUACUACAAGAGCAGCCUGUGGACGAAACGCCCCUGGCAGAAGAAGAGGCGGCGCUGGCUGCGAAGUACCUGAAAUCAGAGCAAAGGCUUGUGAAGCUCGCCAUCAAACAGCGUGACGAGCUUCAAGCUUCAAUUGCCGCAAGGCGGAAAGCAAUAGACGAAGGCACCAAGUCACAAGCCCAGGCAGAAAUAGAACUAGAAUCUAUCCAGCAGCAAGUGGAAGAAAUGAUGGUUGCCCAGCAAGCGAACACAGAGCAGAUACAUGGUCAGCGCCGGCGAAUAUGCGAGGAAUUGCUCCAUAUAUUCCCCAUUGAACCGACUGCACGAUCUCUGACCUUCACAAUCUGCGGAUUACUACUUCCAAAUACAUCAUUCGACGAUUCCGACGAGGACGUCGUUGCUGGAGCCCUUGGCCAUGUUGCCCGAUUAGUCGACAUGCUCCAAUAUUACCUAUCGGUACCUAUCCCGUACCCAGUCAUGCCGUACGGAUCUCGCUCCAUCGUGCGCGACGAAAUCUCCACGCUAGUGGAUAUACAGCGUACAUUCCCGCUGUAUGGCAAAGGGACCAUCCGUUUCAGGUUCGAGUACGCCGUCUUCCUGCUCAACAAAGACAUUGAAUGCCUCGCCGAGAGCCAGGGUCUCAAACUUAUCGACAUCAGACACACGCUGCCGAAUCUCAAAUACCUGCUGUACGUCUGCUCUGCCGGCACAGCGGAGCUCCCCGUCCGGAAAGCCGGAGGCAUUCGCGGACUUCUCGCUGGGAAAGUGACGCCCCUACCGAGCAGGAGGGGAAGCGAAGAGGGGUUAGCAGACGCGGCACGGAAGGCCCUGGAGCACGGCAGCAGCGCGAACGGUGGGACAAAGGGGAAUUUGAGUUUACAGCUCCCCUUUGGCGCAGAGCCGACGACGAGCUUAAGGACGCGAGGGCUGCGGGAGAACCGGGCGCGCUGAGGUUGGACGGUGGUGCCUGGUGUAGCAUAAGCGCAUGUGCUGCUCGUGGAUUUUGGGAUUGUUUCUAUUCUUAUCCACCACGAGCUUGUGCGACCAGGGAUAGGGGCACAUGCAGAUUACCGGGAUGGGGAUGCAUUUGACUGUAUGAAGCUUAAUUUAACACUCUUUAAAACAUGUGGUGAUGGAGAACGUGAGGCAUGAUGAUGCGAGCCUGUGCGGGGGUAACGGCCCGAUUGAGAAGGUCUUUCCCUUCCGUGUCCCCAAUUCACAGGGACGGUUUGACGAUGGUGAUCGUGUGUCUUGGAUGGGAGCACAGCACGUGGGAGUUAGUUCUGUGUCGACUUCGGGAACGGAAACAGGAAACGCAACAGGGUCUCAUGUGGAGAGCCGCAGGAGGGUAGAUAUUACAUUUGGGACAGGGUGCACAGGGCUGAAACAUGGGGUUGUGGCACCGGGUGGGGCAGAAUGUGGUGGGCUCAACUUGUGGUUUCGUAAAGCUGGAGAUGCAUCCACUUCCAGCACUCUAACAACGGACGUGCUGGGAACCGCAAGAGACUGCGGGCGUGUGGAGUGUCCAACUGCCGGCCAACAACAGAGAGGAUGAAGUCAGCCUCUCCUGGGCACCGCGUCCAGACGUACCAAUCAGCCCGACAGCGUUACACCAGCGGUUACAGGCGUCUGCGCCUCCUCGUUUACAAUCAUACUGUUCGUCGUCCAUAUGUGUACUCUACUCCAGGCAACGAGUGAGCGGGAUAGGAAGCAGCCUAGUUGGGGAGAUAUUCUGAGCGAGAUGAUAGAAACCGGAUUUGUACGGUAUGAUAUGUACGACAAAGCUCAUACUGUACUGCUGCUCCUGGUGUUGACGUCGAUGAGAGUGAUGUCUGAAUGAAGCCCAUCUCUAUGGGGUCACAGAGAAAGUUGUUCUGUGACAGAGCUGUACUAUCCCAAACUGCU